CAUGUAAAUGCGGAGAGAUAAAGCAGUGAUGUGAAGAGGUUGUUUAGAAAAGAAAACCUCACAGUUAGGUUGACGAAUUGAGGAGUAAAAGAGAGGCGAUGGCGGAACCGUCGUCGACAACAUCACCAACCGUAGUCUCUGAAGAAUUAGAUCCCGAGUACGGAAAAUACGUCACCAAUUUCUUUGAUAAUGUGGGAGUGUCUUCGACGAUUCCAGAGAAUCAUUCUACUGUCGAUAUCUACUCCACUAUUGUUGGCGCUCAUCUUAAAGUUCGCCAGAUCCAACGUGGCCACAUCACUGCUCAUCUCACCGUCAAACCCGCUAUCGCUAAUUAUUUCGGUGGAAUACAUGGAGGGGCAGUUGCAGCUGUAUCAGAACGAAUGGCGAUUGGCUGUGCUAGAACGGUUGUUGGUGAGGACAAGGAAAUAUUUCUGGGCGAAUUGAGCAUUUCUUUUCUCUCCGCCGCCCCCAAAAAUGCGGAGUUGAUAAUUGAUGGAUCUGUGGUGAGGAGUGGAAGAAAUUUGACAGUGGUGGCGAUUGAGUGCAAAUUCAAGAACUCUGGAAAGCUAGUCUUUACUUCUCGUGCUACUUUUUAUAACACACCCAUUUCCAAGUUAUGAACUUUCCAUGAGCAUUUUCGUAUUGAAAAUAUGGGUAGGCUACUUGUUAGGUUUGGGAUGAUGUCGAGCUCUCGCUUGGCUUCUGCCUUUUCGCAGAAUUGUUUGUUGAAACGGAGAAGCUCUCCGAGAGACCAAUUAAGAAUUAAUAAAAGCAAGAAUAGACUGUACAGUGGAUUUGAUAAAUGAAAUAUAAUGUCUUAUUUUGUGAUCAA
This is a messenger RNA of Mangifera indica (mango), 832 nucleotides long. RefSeq lists its product as uncharacterized. NCBI's taxonomy places the organism in Eukaryota, Viridiplantae, Streptophyta, Magnoliopsida, Sapindales, Anacardiaceae. Gene Ontology annotation, molecular function: fatty acyl-CoA hydrolase activity. The record is from RefSeq and is a predicted model, not a curated record. The transcript is spliced from 3 exons. Bases 99 to 620 code for a protein of 173 amino acids.